AUGGUGGAACAUCUGAAACUUGGCGAUAUUGUGGCUCUAGCGGCAUAUUUCAUUUUGGUCAUCGGCGUUGGGAUAUGGUCCGCCUGUAUGCCAACCAGACGGGGAGCCAUGGGCUACUUUCUGGCUGGGAAAAGUAUGAACUGGCUCACGGUGGGUGCUUCGCUGUUCGCAAGUAACGUGGGAGCGCCAAUGUUCAUUGGUUUAGCCGGAGCGGCUGCUGCAUCCGGGUACUCGGUGGUUGUGUAUGAAUGGCAUGCGAUAUAUUUACUGAUAGCCCUCGGGUGGCUUUUUGUACCAGUGUAUGUGGCGAGUGGGUCGUUCACGAUGCCGGAGUAUCUACACAGGAGGUUUGGGGGACGGCGACUGCGCAUCUACCUCUCCGUCCUCGCCCUGCUGCUCUACAUCCUGACACGUAUCUCGUCUGAGAUCUACACGGGGGCGUUGUUUAUACAGCUACUACUCGGAUGGAACAUGUACUACUGCGUCACCGGUAUACUGACAGUAACAGCCUUCUACACCGUCUUAGGAGGGCUGGCAGCAGUGAUCUAUACGGACACUCUACAAACUGUUGUGCUCCUGAUCGGAGCGACCGUGCUUGCAGCUACCAGCUUCACUAAAGUUGGUGGAUUUGAGGGCUUGCACGAGAAGUACCAGUUGGCAGCGGCAGAGUAUACGUUUUCCAAUACAUCCCUGUAUUCAUGUGGACUUCCCCGGAACGACUCAUUCCAAAUAUGGCGCGACCCUGUCACAGGAGAUAUCCCCUGGCCAGGGGCCCUGACAGGAUUGAGCAUCCUUGGACUGUGGGUGUGGUGCAGUGACCAGAUCAUCGUCCAGAGGUCGCUGUCAGCUAAGAAUAUGGACCACGCCAAGGGAGGUUCCCUGUUUGCUGCUGUCCUUAAAAUCGCCCCGUUCUUCUUGUGGAUCCUUCCUGGCAUGAUUAGCAGGGUGCUCUUCCCAGAUGAAGUUGCGUGUGCAUCCCCAGAAGCAUGUUACGCUGUGUGUCAGAACAGGGCUGGGUGCAGCAACAUUGCCUACCCUCUAUUGGUUCUCAGGAUACUGCCAGAAGGGUUGCGAGGACUGAUGCUGGCUGCGGCUCUGGCUGCCCAGAUGAGCACGUUGACGUCCAUCUUCAACAGCGCCAGCAGUAUGUUCACGAUAGACAUCUGGCCGUAUCUGAGGAAGAACCCGUCCAAUAAUGAACUAAUGCUGGUUGGACGUCUGACAGUGAUUGUCAUGACAGGGUUUGGGAUUCUCUGGUUACCCAUACUGCAACAGUCUCAGGGGGGACAACUCUGGGCUUACCUUCAAGCGACAGCCGCUUACACUGCACCUCCAUGGACCAUGGUGUUUCUACUGGGCAUGUUCUGGAAGAGAACAACAGAGCCGGGUGCCUUCUGGGGUCUGAUGGUUGGACUAGCGGUUGGUCUGCCUCGGCUGUGUCUGGAGUUCAUCUUCCCUGCGCCGCUCUGUGGAAGUGGGGAAGCAGACGAUAGACCUGCCAUCUUGAAAGAUGUCCACUUUCUGUACUUCGCCCUGAUUCUGGCGGCUGUGUCAUCCUUUGUCAUCGUCAUCGUCAGUCUCAAAACUGAGCCAAGAUCCCCGGAAAAGCUACGUCGUGUGACGUGGUGGACGAGACAUGAGGAGGACCCGGAGUUGUCGGAAGAUGAGGAAACGCCGGACACCGACGAAAGUACUGUAAUGAAGAUAGAAGAACCUGUUGAAACCGACGUCGAAGAGAAAAUGGCUUUUAAACCGGGGACAGAUGAGGAAUUUAGUCAAAGAGUCGCCAAGCGGAACAAUGGAUGCUGCAGAAAAGUCGUUAGCUGGUUAUGUGGGUUUCAACAAGUAUCCCAAACAAACAUGACCAAGGAGGAGAGACGAGCGCAACGGAAACUACUAACCAGUCUUGAUGAGACUGAUAACGCCAAGCAGCUGCUCAACGCGGGCGCCAUCUUGCUGGCGACACUGACGGCGUUUCUUCUCGGCUACUUCAACUCGCAAUGACACAUUCGUCACAGACCCUCCUUCAGAAACACGUAUUCCUCUUGAUCAUGAUAAAUAUCACACACAGGCUUGUGUACUGGCCGGGAUCGGGUGGUCAGGCUCACUGACUUGUUUGACACGUGUCAUCGGUUCCC
This is a messenger RNA of Haliotis rubra (blacklip abalone), 2138 nucleotides long. RefSeq names its product sodium/glucose cotransporter 4-like. NCBI's taxonomy places the organism in Eukaryota, Metazoa, Mollusca, Gastropoda, Lepetellida, Haliotidae. Gene Ontology annotation, molecular function: D-glucose:sodium symporter activity. Gene Ontology annotation, biological process: transmembrane transport. Gene Ontology annotation, cellular component: plasma membrane. The transcript has 14 exons. The record is from RefSeq and is a predicted model, not a curated record. Bases 1 to 2004 code for a protein of 667 amino acids.